ACUUUUGUGGUUGUCAAUAGACGUGGUGUUGUUGUCAAUUACUGGCAUAGGAAAGUUUGACAUUUCUCUACUGCUGAUAUCGGUGCUUGAAUAAGGCGGGUUUGACACUAUUUUGACUGGAUCAAAAUCUGCAAUUUUUAUGGUUUCUGUACUGGGUAUUUGACAUUUCAAAGUUAUUUCGCUGUUUCGUCCUCCUGUUUUACAUCACAAGCAUAUCAUUUGACUUUUGAAGGCCCUCUGGGAAAAAUGGAGGACAAUUGUGCAAUUAAGAAAGAUGUCACUGAGUUAAUAGGAAAUACCCCGAUGGUAUAUCUCAACAAUGUUGUGGAUGGCUGCGUAGCCCAAAUCGCUGCCAAGCUAGAAAUGAUGGAACCUCUUUCCAGUGUUAAAGACAGGAUUGGACAUAGCAUGAUCAAAGAUGCAGAAGAUAAGGGCCUUAUUACGCCAGGCAAGACCGUGCUCAUUGAGCCUACCAGUGGUAACACUGGCAUUGGAGUGGCAUUUAUUGCUGCAGUGAAGGGGUACAAGGCUAUCCUCGUAAUGCCAGCGACAAUGAGUCUUGAGAGAAGAAUUGUGCUGAGAGCUUUAGGAGCCGAGGUGUGCCUCACAGAUCCAGCAAAGGGCUUUCAAGGGGUUCUUGACAAGUCUGAUGAGAUUUUAAAUAAUACUCCCAAUGGCUAUAUGCUUCGGCAAUUUGAAAAUCCUGCCAAUCCACAGAUUCAUUAUGAAACCACAGGCCCAGAAAUAUGGAAGGACUCGAGAGGGAAAGUCGAUGCAUUUGUUGCUGGAAUAGGGACUGGUGGUACAGUAACUGGAGCUGGGAAGUUCCUUAAAGAGAAAAACCCAGAGAUUAAGGUGUAUGGUGUAGAACCAACAGAAAGUGCAGUCUUGAAUGGAGGAAAACCUGGUUCGCAUUGGAUCCAAGGGAUUGGUGCUGGUGUUGUCCCUCCUGUAUUGGAUGUUGACUUACUUGAUGAAGUUGUUCAAGUGUCAAGUGAGGAAGCCAUUAAAACUGCUAAACUGCUUGCCUUGAAUGAAGGUUUGCUGGUAGGGAUUUCAUCUGGUGCUGCAGCAGCUGCGGCAAUAAAGGUGGCAAAGAGGCCAGAAAAUGCUGGGAAACUCAUCGUCGUGAUUUUCCCCAGCGCUGGCGAGCGCUAUUUGUCUUCUGUGCUGUUUGAUUCCGUUAGGGAAGAGGCAGAAAAGAUGACCUAUGAUACUUGAGAUGCUACACAAAUUUUGGAGAACACUAACAAAUAAAGACAAAUGUUGUUAACAACAUUGUCUAAUCAAGGCCUAAGAUUGAAGGAUUUAAAGGCCAGAGACCAAGAUUGAGCAAGUUGUCAAUUCAAUGGGUUUUUCCUCUCAUUCUUGACUGUGUGUUCGAUUAGGGAAGCUUUAGGGAUUUUGUUUGUUGCUUUACCUCCUUGUCUUUGGUGUUUUUUUCCCAUUUAACAUCUUAGGAAGUAAAAACCUUUUCCUUGUACUAUUUCGUCCUCCAAUCUCAAAUGCAGAAUCUUUGUGUUUUUGUGUAGGUUGCUCUGGUUUCUUCUUCAGGAAUGUAUUGCUGUUUGGUAUGCCCAUGCGUCAUAUUAAAUAUUGCUGUUGCAUCGCCUA
Molecule: messenger RNA, 1614 nt
Organism: Populus euphratica (Euphrates poplar)
Lineage: Eukaryota; Viridiplantae; Streptophyta; Magnoliopsida; Malpighiales; Salicaceae
Product: cysteine synthase-like
Exons: 11
Coding region: 247-1221 (324 amino acids)
Molecular function (GO): cysteine synthase activity
Source: RefSeq, a predicted model, not a curated record